GCUAAUCAUCAGAUAAACAGCUAAAACAGGUAUCAAUUUGGUGUUGCAAACCCCAGUCAAGUCUGACAUUACCUCAAACCCUUCAGGCCCCACAUUAGGCAAAAAGACUGUCAGGGUUUAAUCCUAGUGGGCAGCUCAGCCCAAUGCAGUCACAGGACUACUUUCCCCCAGUGGGAGGGUGUGAUAAUCGCAAGGAUAAAAGUGAGAAAACUUGUGGGCUGAGAUAAAGAUGGUUAGUAAAAGAGAUAAAGAUAGUAAGUAAAGCUGUGUGCACAAGCAAGGCCAAACAAGGAACAAAUUCAUUACUGCCCAAUGCCAGGCAGGUGUUCAGCCAUCCUGAGGAAAAGAAGACUCCAUCAUCCAUAAUGGUGACUUGUGAAGACAAAUGUGUUCCUGGGAAUGAGAUCAUAACCAAUACCUAACCUCUGGCAUGUGGGAAAAGGUUGUAGACAUAUGGUUACUAUUUCACUAGGACUAAAGACAGCAUCUUCUCCAUGAAGUGAAGGACCAGCUGCUCUACAUUAGACUUUUUGACUUGGGAAAAACCUGAAACACAAAGCCAUUAGGAUCAGCAUUUCGUGAAAUGAAGCAGACUUCUGUCCGAGAUGGCUGUUAUUUGAAUACCUUUCAAAAUGGAGUUGCGUGGUGCAGUACAUGGACAUGAACUUGAUCGACAUCCUUUGGAGGCAAGAUAUAGACCUUGGGGCAAGGCGUGAAGUUUUUGAUUUUAGUCAACGACAGAAGGAGUAUGAGCUUGAGAAACAGAAGAAACUUGAAAAGGAAAGACAAGAGCAGCUCCAAAAAGAGCAGGAGAAAGCCUUGCUGGCUCAGCUGGAGUUAGAUGAAGAGACAGGUGAAUUUGUUCCUGUUCAGCCAGCUCCGCACGUUCAGUCAGAAAAUAUUGAGCCACCAAUCGGGUUUUCACAGACCACACAGACUACAAAACCAGAAGCAGAGGCCUUGUCCUUUGAUGACUGCAUGCAGCUCUUGGCAGGAGCAUUCCCGUUUAUAGAUGACAAUGAGGUAAAAAUGGCUUCUUCAGCUGCAUUUCAGUCACUGGUUCCUGCUCAGAUUGAUAGCAACCCAGUCUUUAUUUCCUCUGAUCAAACGCAGCCAUCUGAAACACCUGCUCUAGUUCCACUUGCUGGUGCAGAGGAUAUGCAGAACAUAGAGCAAAUUUGGGAAGAAUUAUUGUCCCUUCCAGAAUUACAGUGCCUUAACAUUGAAAAUGAUAACCUGGCUGAGGUAAGCACAGUGACAAGCCCUGAAAUGAAGCCAACAGAGAUGCAUGACAGCUACAACUACUACAGCUCAUUACCCAUCAUGAGAAAAGAUGUGAACCCAGAUUUCCUGGAUGGUAUUGAGAGCACCUUCUCUGGCAUUUUGCCACCAGAAGACACCAGUCAAAUGAGUGUGAACUCUGUAAAUGACAUGUCCCCUUCAAACUCUGACUUCUGUGAGGACUUCUACACCACCUUUAUUGAUACAAAGGCAGACAGUGACACAUCAACGACACACACCAUCAGUCAGUCACUUGCAGAAAUCCUAAGUGAACCUAUUGAUCUUUCUGAUUUCUCACUCUGUAAAGCUUUUAGUGGCAGCCACUCAGGAAUCAUACCAGAAUGUAAUGAUUCUGACUCUGGUAUUUCAUUGAAUGCUAGUUCUAGUGUAGCAUCACCUGUUGAAUCAUCUGCCUACAGAGAUAAGACUUAUGGUUGUAGCGAUUCUGAAAUGGAUGACACAGAUAGUACUCCUGGAAGUGCGCCCCAGAGCAAUGCCAGCGCUGCUGUCUCUUUGCCCUUCCAGGAUCAAGCCUUUUCUUCUGGGGAGCCAAGCACUCAAACACCUCAUUUGCAGCAUCCAAACACACCAAAGAAAGAACCCCCUGGCAGUCCAGGCCACCCCAAAGCUCCAUUCACAAAAGAUAAAACUUCAAGCCGCCUUGAAGCUCAUCUCACAGUAGAUGAGCAAAGAGCAAAAGCUCUGCAGAUCCCUUUUCCUGUUGAACAAAUCAUCAACCUCCCUGUAGACGACUUCAACGAAAUGAUGUCCAAGGAGCAGUUCAACGAGGCCCAGGUUACGCUUAUUCGAGAUAUACGCAGGAGAGGCAAGAACAAAGUGGCUGCUCAAAACUGCCGUAAGAGAAAACUGGAAAAUAUAGUGGAACUGAAGCAAGACUUGAGUAACCUAAAAGAUGAGAAAGAGAAGUUGCUUAAGGAAAAGGGAGAGCAUGACAAAAGCCUUCGUCAAAUGAAAAAGCAACUAACCACCUUAUACCUCGAGGUCUUCAGCAUGCUAUGUGAUGAAGAUGGUAAGUCUUACUCUCCUAGUGAAUAUUCACUGCAGCAAACUAGAGACGGCAACAUCUUUCUUGUUCCUAAAAGCAGGAAAGCAGAGACUAACCUUUGAAGGGUGGCACAGCUGGCUACUGUUCUCCGAGUCACUGUUUUUGUAUUGUUAUCCUGAUAGUUUUUACUGGGAGGUGGAAUGCAGAAUGAGGUAGUAUUUUUUUCCAAGUAAUUCUAUGCAAUGAUGAUUUAAAAAUUAAUAAUUAGUUGAUGGAAGAGGCAAGUUUAAAACUAAUAGCGUGAUGCAGAUGGAUGUAUGCAAAAUUUGUAAUCUCACUUUUAUAACAGACCCUGUAGCACCACUUUGACUAAUUUCCAUAUACAUGUAAAUAUUUAAAGAUACCGUAUUUAUAUACAGUUCCUAUCUCUUGUUAUAUUCAUAGAUUUGAUAUAUAUAAAAAUGAUUUUAGCCUUCUAAAUAUAAUUUCUUGCAAGACAGAAUAUGGCUUCUGAUGCUUUUUUAUAAAUAUGUGGUAGUGUUUCCCAUUUUUAUUACACAUUUAUACUUGCUUUAUAUUUAUGUAUGACUUUGAGUAAAAAAGUUGAUACUUGGGUGUUUGAUUUUUGAUUUAUCAGUUCUUUAACCUUUUUUUUUAACUACUUCAUACACACUUAAUUCCUUAAAGAAGGGAAGUCCCUGGUAGUUUUCCAAGGCUCAGUCUUCAUGUAAUAAAUAACCUUAAUACGCAGAUGUGUAUCACCCCCUGUUGUCAGCGCUACUUAUGCUUUGCUCACUGUAACUUGAACUGCGACUUGGAAGGAUUGUAUAACCCAGAGUUAAGUUUCAGGUCUAUGCUAAGUUUACAUAAUCUUUGUUUUGCUCUGUGAACACUACUUAACUUCAUGAGGACAUCUUUCCUACAAAGGCAUUUAAAAAAAUCUAUUAAUGAAGGAAGACAUUGUCAGCAUUAUACAUUUUCCCUGACUAAAAAAUUCUGAGUGCUUUUGAGUAAAUUUUGUAGAAAUACACUGUGUGUGUCUGAGACUGAACAGUGAGGAUUGUUUGUCACUGAUAGGAUGGUGGAGCUUAUAGAAAAAGGCAAGUGCCAUUUGGAACCUGUGAUCAAUAACUGAAAAAUGCUGUGGAGUUUAAAUUAUAAGAGAAUAAAAACUGGGCAAAUAAA
Colius striatus (speckled mousebird) is the source of this 3472-nucleotide messenger RNA. It is a transcript of the gene NFE2L2, whose product is annotated as NFE2 like bZIP transcription factor 2. Gene Ontology annotation, biological process: regulation of transcription by RNA polymerase II; cellular response to oxidative stress. Gene Ontology annotation, molecular function: RNA polymerase II cis-regulatory region sequence-specific DNA binding; DNA-binding transcription factor activity, RNA polymerase II-specific. Lineage: Eukaryota; Metazoa; Chordata; Aves; Coliiformes; Coliidae. The coding region runs from base 655 to 2409 and encodes 584 amino acids. The transcript has 7 exons. Gene Ontology annotation, cellular component: nucleus. The record is from RefSeq and is a predicted model, not a curated record.